Messenger RNA from Malassezia japonica, 912 nucleotides. RefSeq lists its product as uncharacterized. The transcript has a single exon. Lineage: Eukaryota; Fungi; Basidiomycota; Malasseziomycetes; Malasseziales; Malasseziaceae. The coding region runs from base 1 to 912 and encodes 303 amino acids. The record is from RefSeq and is a predicted model, not a curated record.
AUGAAGGGGGGAAGCGUGCGGGUGGACGUCGUGCAGGCGGCGUGGGAUAGGGUGACGCUUGCGUGGGCGUACGCGGAUACGAGGGUCGUAGAGCCGCCACGCAUCUAUGUUGAUCAUGUACAAAGAAACGAUCUGGUGUACGACGCCUGGGGAGGAGAGGGGCGCGUCGCGAUUCACGGCCUCGCGCCGGGCGAGCAUACCCUGAGCGUGCGGCACGAGGCGGGCGCCGUCGCGGUGCACCUCGUGCGAGGACGCGGCGAUGGGGGAGAGCGUGAGCGUGCCUCGCUCGAGGCGCCGGCCGCGGCCGCCGACGAGCCGUCGGCCGCCGAACUCGCGCGUGAAAUCGCGACGCUGCGCAAGUCCAUGGCGCGGCAGUCGGCGCACGAGCAGCGGCAGCGCGCGCGCCUUGCGGGAAUGCAGAGCAAGCUAAAGGAGCUGCAGUGCCGCGGCGAGCAGGCCGCUGCCGAGACCGCCGCGCUCGAGCAAGAGACGGCCGCUGCCGAGGCGGCUGCCGCGCACGCCGAGGCCGCGCUCGAGACGCACCAGCAGCGCCUUGCCGCCGCCGAGGCGCAGGAGGAGCGUGCGGCGGCCGCGCAUGCCGAGAUCCUGCUGCAGCACAAGCACGCCGCGUCGCUCGCGAUCGCCGAGCUGCGUGCGCUGCACGCCGAGCGCGAAGCCCUCCAAAACGAGAUUCGCGCACGCCGCGAGCUCCUGCCGGGCUCGCCGCGCCUGCCGAGCUCGAUGCAUGCACUGCACCGCCGCGCGGAUAGCUACCACGGCAAUCUGCGCACCUCGCCGCAGCUCGACGAUACGUGGGCGCCGCUGCGGCGGCCGCAGCGGGCGUCGGUCGAUUUAUCGCGAGGGCGCGAGAGCCCGUUCAAGUUCCCUGUAGCGCCGCGUGAUGGCGAAUGA